Molecule: messenger RNA, 2735 nt
Organism: Nothobranchius furzeri (turquoise killifish)
Lineage: Eukaryota; Metazoa; Chordata; Actinopteri; Cyprinodontiformes; Nothobranchiidae
Product: acyl-CoA dehydrogenase family member 11
Biological process (GO): fatty acid beta-oxidation using acyl-CoA dehydrogenase
Cellular component (GO): mitochondrion; cytoplasm
Molecular function (GO): flavin adenine dinucleotide binding; acyl-CoA dehydrogenase activity
Source: RefSeq, a predicted model, not a curated record
AACACUUUUGAAGUCUCACCUGUUCAGCUGGAGAGAGGGUGGUGAGAGUAUCUCCGCUUUGUCUGCUGCUCAUGCAAAUCUGACCCAAAAAAGAGAAAAACAGGGACUAAAAUAUGGAAGACAAGACAGUUUCCAUCCAGCCACAUUUUAAUGUUGGCAACCUUCAAAGAUACCUAUCGAUGAAGCUAGGGGUCUCAAAUGAUGACACCUUUACUGUCAGGCAGUACAGUGUUGGUCAAUCAAACCCAACCUUUUUCAUCCAGACAACCUCAAACAGUUAUGUUCUCAAGAUGCGACCCCGAGAUGAGCUGAUACCAGGGGUUCAAAAGAUGGAAACAGAAUAUUUAAUCCAGAAGACCCUCUUUUCUGCUGGUUUCCCCGUCCCUAAGGCCAUCUGUUACUGCUCGGAUGUUGAAGUAAUUGGAACAGAGUUUUACGUGAUGGAUCAUGUGAAAGGCCGUAUAUUCAGGGAUCUUCAGCUCCGUGGACUGAGUCCAGCAGAGAGAACAGCUUUGCACGUAGCUAUGGUGGAAGCGUUGGCAAAGCUGCAUUCACUCAACUUGGCAUCACUAAAACUGGAAGGGUUUGAAAAAGGACCGGGUUACUGCAGGAGACAAGUGUCCCUUUGGACGAAGACAUACAAAACAUCAGCCCACAGAGAAAUUCCUGCUGUUAUCGAGCUGUCUGAUUGGCUGAUGAAUAAUUUGCCUGAGAAAGAUGAUGAGGUUACACUCAUCCAUGAAGACUACAGACUGCAAAAUAUAGUAUUCCACCCGACAGAGGCUCGUGUGAUAGCAGUGUUGGACUGGGAGUCGUCCACCACCGGAAAUCCUCUAAUAGAUCUGGCCUACUUACUGGCCCCAUUCUACUGGCCCAAAAGUUUCAACAUUGGCAUGAUUUUAGGUGGAUUACAAGGAGUAGAGGGUGUUCCAGCUGCUAGUGACCUGAUCUCUGUUUACUGCAGAUGUCGAGGAAUCCCGUCUGAUUCUCUGCCACAGCUGAACUUCUUCUUGGCUCUGUCUGCUUUUAAAGUUUUAGUUGCCCAGGGGCUAACGACUCACGUCCUUCAGGAACCCACCAACGUGCCCAAUGCCGAUCAACUCUUGCAGAAUAUGGAGCUUUUGGCUAAGAUAGCUCUGCAACGUGUGAAAAGACCCCUCACAGAUCCAAGAAGAGAUGCACAAUUACUUCAAACAGGCAGAGGCCAUGGUGUUCUCCAACAAGUCAAAGACUUUAUCUGGCUGUACGUUCUUCCUGCUGAGCAGGAAGUUGUGGAAUACUACCAAAAGCAUGUGCAUUCCCCGCAGAGAUGGAACACACCCCAAAUCAUGGAAGAUUUAAAGGAGAAAGCCAAAGAGGUGGGGUUGUGGAACCUGUUCCUGCCUGCUGUCAACGGACUCACUCAGGUGGAUUAUGCCUACAUCGCAGAGGAGACUGGACGCUGCUUCUUUGCCCCUGAAGUCUUUAACUGUCAGGCUCCAGACACAGCAAACAUGGAGGUGCUGCACAUGUUUGGCAGCGAGGAGCAGAAGAAGAAGUGGCUGGAGCCUCUUCUGAGAGGAGAAAUCCGCUCCUGCUUCUGCAUGACAGAGCCCGGCGUUCCCUCCAGUGAUGAAGCCAACAUGGAGUGCAUUCUUCACAGGGAUGAAGAAGACUACGUCAUAAAUAGCACAAAGUGGUGGUGCAGUGGUGCAGGAAAUCCUAAAUGCAAAGUGGCCGUUGUGAUGUGCAGGAGCUCUCGGGAUGUUAGCAGCAGGCAUGGCCAGCACAGUAUGAUCCUGGUACCCAUGGAAACUCCAGGAGUGAAGCUCAUCCGACCUCUCACCGUGUUUGGACAGGACGAUGCCAUCCAUGGCGGCCAUUUCGAGGUGCACUUUGAAAAUGUGCGUGUUCCCGCAUCCAACAUCAUUCUGGGAGAAGGCAGAGGGUUUGAGAUAGCUCAGAGGCGUCUGGGCCCGGGCAGGUUGCACCACAGUAUGAGAGCUGUUGGUUUGGCUGAGCAUGCGCUGGAGCUUCUGUGCCAGCGUGCUGCUUCUAGACAGACGUUUGGGAAAAAGCUGCACCAGCAUGAGGUCGUUGCUCACUGGAUAGCAGAGAGUCGUCUGAUGAUAGAGCAGACCCGCCUGCUGACUCUUUAUGCAGCUCAUUCUCUGGACACACUGGGCAGCCGUGCAGCUCGCAAGCAGGUUGCUAUGAUCAAAGUGGCAGCAGCCAGGAUGAGCUGUAAGGUGGUGGACAUCGCCAUCCAGCUCCAUGGAGCUGCAGGGGUGUCCCAAGACUUCCCACUAGCACAGAUGUACUCGUACGCACGGACUCUGCGCAUCGCUGAUGGACCAGAUGAGGUGCACCUUUCCUCCAUAGCGUCUCUAGAACUGAAGGAUCAGCUGAGAAAGUCUCAGGCUAAGCUGUGAGGAUCAAAUUCAAUGUGACUGGCCAAAUUAACUGGAACAAUUAGUUUGCAGAAUCCAGUUUGGAGCGUUACUAAGAAAAGAUAAAAUGAGUAAACAUGCUGAACUCUAAAUUAAGGCUGUUUAUGUAGUUUUGUAGAUUUAAUCUGUGAUUUGUUUAUUUUACCGACAAUUUAUACAUUAAGGUUGAGGUGGUCUGUUUUGAUUUUGGUCGCGUUUUUAUUACUGAUCUGAUAAAUCUUUGCCUUUCUUUGGUUGUUUUGUAAAUGUGCUCAUCAUGUGGAUGUUAAAAUCACAAGUGAAUUUCAAGCAUUUAAUAAUAAAAAA